AUGUCGUACUAUCCUCCUCCUCAGUCUCAAUAUCCGCCCCACGGCCAGCCUCCGGGCCCUCCGCCGCCUCAAGGCUACCAGCAACAGCCCGCUUACGGGCAGCAGCCGCCCUACGGACAACAACCUCCGUAUGGUCAACAGCCUCCUUCUUAUGGUCAACAGCCUCCCUACGGACAGCAGCCGUAUAGCGCACCUCCACCUCCUCAAGGCCAUUAUCCUCCUCAGCCCGGCUACCCACCACAGCAGGGCUACCCGCAACAGCCGUAUGGUCAACAACCCUACCCCGGUCCGCCGUCGCCUCAGCCACCAGCGGGAUACCAGCACACACCCUCGCCCCAGCCUCCCUACGGCCAACCACCUCACGGCUAUGCCCCUCCGCCCGGUGGUGCUCCGGGCUAUCCACCCCCAGGUCCAUAUGGCGCCCCGCCGCCUGGAGGCGCAUACCCGCCGCAGCCCCAGAUGCCGUCCAUCGGCUAUGACCCGCAAGCCAAGGCGCAGGGAGAUUUCCGGCGCGAAGCCGACGAGCUGCGCAAGGCGAUGAAGGGCUUCGGAACGGACGAGAAAGCUCUGAUCUCCGUACUUUCGCGACUGGACCCGCUCCAGAUGGCUGCCGUGCGCUCUACCUACACCCAGGCCCACCAUCGCGACCUGCACAAGGAUAUCAAAUCCGAGACAGACGGACACUUCGAACAGGGGCUGUUGGCUAUUGUCGAUGGCCCGCUUGAGCAUGAUGUCGAGUGCGCGCGCGAGUCGGUCAAGGGCAUGGGUACGAAGGAGUGGCUUAUGAACGACGUGCUUCUAGGCCGGAGCAAUGCAGACCUCAACGCUAUCAAGAUGGCCUAUGAGCGCAAGUAUCACCGUUCGUUGGCGCGGGAUAUCGAGGAUGACCUCUCCUUCAAGACGGCCGAGCUCUUCGCUGCCGUGCUACACGCCACUCGUCACGACGAGUUCGCCCCUAUUAACCCGCAAACCAUCGAAUCCGAGGCCCGCGCCCUACACGACGCUACCUCGGGUCGCGCCGUUAACAACGUCUCCGAGUUCUGCGCCGUCUUCGCCCGUGUUUCGAACGCGGAGAUCCGCGCUAUCGACCAGGCAUUCCAGGCUCGCUAUCAUACGUCGCUAGAGAGACAUAUCGAAAAGUCCUUCACGGGCCAUAUGCAAGAGGCUCUUCUGCACAUACUCCGCUCGGCUACAGAUCCGGCUAUGCGCGAUGCGAUCCUGAUUGAUGAAUGUGUCCGCGGCCCAGGAACAAGGGAUGAGCGUCUUGUCGUUCGUGUUGUGCGUGCCCAUUGGAACCGCGCGCAUCUGGACCAGGUGAAGCGCGCUUAUAAGCAUAAGUACAAGACGGAUCUUGUUGCCCGCGUGCGUGGGGAGACCUCGGGGGACCAUCAGCGUUUGAUGGUUGCUCUGCUUGAGUAA
Messenger RNA from Penicillium lagena, 1419 nucleotides. RefSeq names its product annexin. Lineage: Eukaryota; Fungi; Ascomycota; Eurotiomycetes; Eurotiales; Aspergillaceae. The coding region runs from base 1 to 1419 and encodes 472 amino acids. The transcript is spliced from 2 exons. Gene Ontology annotation, cellular component: cytoplasm. Gene Ontology annotation, molecular function: calcium ion binding; calcium-dependent phospholipid binding. The record is from RefSeq and is a predicted model, not a curated record.